CCUCUUAGUUUGCUGGAUUCGAAACCGGGCAAACUCUCCACGCCGCUGAAUUCCGAUUCGUCCGAUGAGAGCACCGAAGUCGACGACGACGACGACGACGACGAGGAGGAGGAUGUGAAUGGGGAUGAAGAAGUGGAAGAAGAAGAAGAACCACAACACUCUGCUAAUGUCGAGUUGAACAGGAAAGGGGUGGAGGAGAAAGUGACGACCUCGCCCCAACUGAAUGAAGCCAUCGCACGGGUGUCCGUCUCAAAUGAUAAGUCCAAACAGGGGAUUGAAAAAAGACCACAGAAUCGAAUGGAAGCGGAUUCCAUCUCCCCACGGUCAUCCGCAUCACACACUCCAUCGGCCGGAGUCUGUUCCGUGUUACUGAACUAUCCGCUUGCCGAGGGUCGCACUUUGUUACACGUGGCCGUCGAAUUUCAACAGGAACCCGAAGUGGUCAGCCUGUUACUCGAAAGCGGCUGUGAUCCUACAAUCCGGUAA
This is a messenger RNA of Echinostoma caproni, 486 nucleotides long. Lineage: Eukaryota; Metazoa; Platyhelminthes; Trematoda; Plagiorchiida; Echinostomatidae. The record is from the annotation of a GenBank genome assembly.